AUGUCGCUUCCCAUAGCAGGAAACAAAAAAGUGAUGUCCACGCUUCAAGUCUUACUUACGCUUUCGGAAAACGGGAUUACGGAUUUUAAGUUUGUGGACGUGAGAUUGGGGAAGGAAACCGCUAUUGAUGAGCAUCGAUCGCCACAAGAAGAGAGUCAGAUGCAGAAGAAUGGGAGUUUCAAAUUAAGGUAA
This is a messenger RNA of Glarea lozoyensis ATCC 20868, 192 nucleotides long. RefSeq lists its product as uncharacterized. Lineage: Eukaryota; Fungi; Ascomycota; Leotiomycetes; Helotiales; Helotiaceae. The record is from RefSeq and is a predicted model, not a curated record. The coding region runs from base 1 to 192 and encodes 63 amino acids. The transcript has 2 exons.